This is a messenger RNA of Parnassius apollo (apollo), 498 nucleotides long. Lineage: Eukaryota; Metazoa; Arthropoda; Insecta; Lepidoptera; Papilionidae. The record is from the annotation of a GenBank genome assembly.
AUGAAUGUACUUCGAUCACCUACUGGAAGCGACACGAACUUUGAGCGUAGUGGUUCCCAACCAAAUCUAUCAAACAUGCCCAGUGCGUCAAUCUCCGAACCCUCAACGAUUACUUUUCGUAAUAAACGCAAGCAUUCCGACGGCGAAUAUGAUCAGGUCCAAUGUCAACUCUCUGAUAUUCAGAAAAAAAUGACAGAAAUGAUGACACUCUUAACUUCAUCAAUUAAUGUGCAGAAAGAAAGUGCUAAUGAAAUUAGGAAUGACAUCGCAAUGAUAAGAUGUGAAAUUCAAGACAUUAGAGAUGCUAUGCGGUCGACUGAGCAACGGACAACAAACCUAGCCACAAAUCAAAGUAACAUUCAAGACGAAAUACAAAGUCUCAAAAACUUUGCACACAAAGCUGGGGAUACAUUUGUGUCACUGGUGUCUAAUGUAGAAAACUUAAAAAAUCUACCAAGCUAUACAUCUAUAAAACCCGCUUUACUUUCGCUGGUCUAA